AAUUAUAAGUACUGCACCUGAACUGAAAGUCCCAGGGUAUCUACAGGGAUCAAUCCCCGGGAAGAAAAUGGUACAACAGGCCGACAUCCCCAUAGAGGGUACACACACGAUCACUGCACACGAUAUAGGCAUAGUUAAUGUGCGUGCAAAUGCCACAGGCACGCAUGCCCAUGACGAAAUAAACGAAGCUGUUAAGUACGUAGAUACAUUGAGCUACGACACGCUGAAGGAAUUGGUUGCACUGUUACCUGGAAUAUGGGCCAAGCGCAAAGACGACGAAAUAAACAGAGCCAAACACGCACGUGUGGGUGCCUUCAUUGCCCGCAACGAGAGAGUCUACUGUAGACUGAGAGACCACAGCCGACCAUCUCAUUCCGGUAUGCAUGUGCCAGCUCUAUACUAAGCAGUAUGCAGGCG
Messenger RNA from Sphaeroforma arctica JP610, 417 nucleotides. RefSeq lists its product as hypothetical. Bases 68 to 403 code for a protein of 111 amino acids. Lineage: Eukaryota; Ichthyosporea; Ichthyophonida. The record is from RefSeq and is a predicted model, not a curated record. The transcript has a single exon.